UUAAUUCACGUGGCUAACACGUGCUUGCCUUGAUGAGAAGUGGAAGGAAGAAGGGUUUUAGGGCUCUUGCGUAAAAGCCCUUAAAAAAUUCAAUUACGGAGUAGAAAUAGAAGAUCUAUGGUUUGAAAGUUGGAGAAAGAUGUGGUUGGGAAAUUUAAAAGCAAUUCGAAACACAUUGGUGAGGUAUUACUCAAGAAAAGCUGCAGUGAACGUGAGGAAAAUAAACCCUAAAGUACCAACUCAGCAAGCUUAUUCAAUUGCUCAAUCUCUUUACGACAUCAUCAAGCAAAAUGGUCCUCUUUCCGUCUCCAACACUUGGAUUCAUGCCAAGGAUGCUGGGAUUGAUGGGUUGAAUAGCAAAACCCACAUGAAAAUAAUGAUGAAAUGGAUGAGGGGGAGGAAUAUGUUGAAGUUGCUGUGCGAUCAUGUUGGUAAUACUAAGAAAUUUCUCCACACUACUCUUCCUGAAGAACCUCGAACUGACAAGUUGGAGAAUGAGAAAGAGAAGGAGAAGCCUCGGGUUAAAAAGAGGAAGAAGCAUCCGGUUAAAAAGGGGAAGAAACUAAAAGCAUAAGAUGCAGCUAGGAGAACAUUACCUCCUAUUGUAUUUCUUUCAUUGUUGGAUUAAAUUUGAGUGAUUCCUUUUGGGCUGGAACAUUUUUUUCUCUGUUGUGGUUCCGAUGGACUAUGAUAUUGCUUAUGCUUUGAGUUUGAA
This is a messenger RNA of Pistacia vera, 715 nucleotides long. RefSeq lists its product as uncharacterized. The record is from RefSeq and is a predicted model, not a curated record. Bases 140 to 574 code for a protein of 144 amino acids. The transcript has 2 exons. NCBI's taxonomy places the organism in Eukaryota, Viridiplantae, Streptophyta, Magnoliopsida, Sapindales, Anacardiaceae.